Clonostachys solani is the source of this 462-nucleotide messenger RNA. Lineage: Eukaryota; Fungi; Ascomycota; Sordariomycetes; Hypocreales; Bionectriaceae. The record is from the annotation of a GenBank genome assembly.
AUGGCGGUUCCCCUGAAUCCGUCUCAGGUCAGCCCGAUGGAGAUCUCAGCCCUAACAAUCGGCCGAGGGUGGUACACGGAUUCACGAGGCCGAGACCUGCACACGCAGUGGAUGUCGGUCUUGAGAUUCUCAUGGAGGACGGCCCAUUUCCUCUGUGCCUUUUCCUCCGGUUCGAACCCAGCCAUUUCGGUACCGCGAGUCCUCCUCAAAGGAGUGCCUUCGGUCAGUAAGAGAAGGCUUGCGCGUAUCUCGUGCUCGGGCGACAUUGGCUUGUUCGGGAUUACUGUAGGCUCUACCGGUUCGCUGAGCGGCAUUCUCUCGAAGAAGUCGGCGAGUUUCUCAUCCUCAAUUGUCAGCGAUUCAGUGCUCCAGGAGCCUUGGGAGUAUAAGGGGGGUCGCUGUCCGGGAGUGCGCGGCCUCAGAACCGAGCUCAAGGGUCGCACCGCCGGGUGCUCGAAUUGA